This is a messenger RNA of Miscanthus lutarioriparius, 2781 nucleotides long. The record is from the annotation of a GenBank genome assembly. NCBI's taxonomy places the organism in Eukaryota, Viridiplantae, Streptophyta, Magnoliopsida, Poales, Poaceae.
AUGGGCUCUGCUCACUUUGCUGCCCUGCUUCUGUGCGCCUGCAUGUUCGUCAGUGGAACCGUGGCAGCUAACCAGAACGGCAACCUCACAAGGCCAGCUGAGGUGCGCAUCGGUGCACUGUUCACGUUUGAUUCGGUUAUCGGAAAGGCGGUGAGACCCGCUAUCGAGCUCGCCGUUGCGGAUGUCAAUGCUGACCCUAGCAUACUCUCGGGGACGAAACUGAGUGUUCUUAUGCAGGACACCAAUUGCAGUGGCUUUGUUGGCACCAUAGAAGCAUUGCAGCUUCUGGCUAAAGAUGUAGUCGCCGUAUUAGGUCCACAAUCCUCGGCUGUUGCUCAUGUCAUUUCCCAUGCUGUCAAUGAACUCCAUGUCCCACUUAUCUCUUUCGCAGCCACUGAUCCUACCCUUACUUCCCUUGAAUACCCAUAUUUUGUGAGGGCUACACAAAGUGAUUACUACCAAAUGGGUGCUAUCGCCGCCAUCAUUAGUCAAUAUCAAUGGAAACAAGUCAUUGCCAUAUAUGUUGAUGAUGACUAUGGUAGAGGUGGCAUCACAGCACUAGGUGAUGCCCUUGCAAAAAGGAAGUGCAAGAUAUCCUACAAAGCUAAGUUGCCACCUGGUGCGGCAAACACUACUAUCAAGGAUAUCUUGAUGCAGGUAAAUGACAUGGAGUCUCGCGUCUAUGUUAUCCACGUUAACCCUGACUCUGGUCUUAACGUGUUCUCAGCUGCAAAAUCUUUGGGGAUGAUGAGCAGUGGCUAUGUAUGGAUAGCAACAGACUGGCUUUCUGCAGUGAUAGAUUCUUCUGUGCAUGGUAAUCCUGAUGUGAUGGAACUUACGCAGGGCGUUCUUGUGCUUCGGCAGCAUAUAGUUGAUUCUGAUAUUCAGCAUGCUUUUUUGUCCAAGUGGAAUAAUCUUACUAGGAAUGGAAGCUCUUACUUUAUGCAUGCUUAUGACUCUGUAUGGUUAGUUGCUCAUGCUUUUGAGCGGUUUCUGAGAGAAGGGAAUGCUAUAUCUUUUUCUGCUGACCCAAAUUUGCAAGCUAAAAAGGGAAGUAGCCUUCAGUUAGAUUCUCUCAGAAUUUUCAACAGUGGAGAUAAACUACUGGAGAAAGUGUGGAGUGCAAACUUCUCAGGGGUUUCUGGUCCAGUUCAAUUUACUUUGAAUCGAGAUUUGGUACACCCAGCCUAUGAUAUUCUGAAUAUUGGUGGUACAGGAUUAAGAACCAUUGGAUAUUGGUCAAAUUCUUCUGGUCUCUCAGUUGUUGCUCCAGAAAGCUUAAGUUCAUCAGCACUGGACUCUUCAGUGAACAACGUAGAACUCCAUAGUGUUAUAUGGCCUGGUCCGACUUCUGAGAAACCUCGCGGCUGGGUGUUUUCAUAUCAUGGGAAGCCAAUGAGGAUUGGAGUACCUCUCCGAACGAGCUACAAAGAAUUUGUUAUGCAAGACAAAAGUCCUGAUGGAGUAAAGGGCUUUGCAGUUGAUGUCUUCAAAGCUGCAAUAAGCUUGUUGCCCUAUCCAGUUUCAUACAAGUUUGUUUUAUUUGGCGAUGGUUUGAAGAAUCCUAGCUACAGUGAACUUGUUCAGAAAGUAUCUGAAAAUUACUUUGAUGCUGCAGUAGGGGACAUUGCUAUAGUGACGAAUAGAACAAGACUUGUUGAUUUUACCCAACCAUAUAUAGAAUCGGGUCUCAUCAUUGUAGCUCCAGCAAGGGUGAUUGAAUCAAAUGCUUGGGCUUUUCUGAAACCAUUCACCUUCCAGAUGUGGUGUGUCCUAGUUGUUAUAUUCCUCUUUGUGGGUGCAGUUGUUUGGAUACUUGAACACCGCACUAAUACCGAGUUUCGUGGACCUCCAAGGCAACAAAUUAUGACAGUGUGCUGGUUUAGUUUCUCUACCAUGUUCUUUGCACACAGAGAGAACACAGUUAGUGCACUUGGUAGAUUUGUGCUGCUUAUCUGGCUCUUUGCUGUGCUCAUUAUUAACUCAAGCUACACGGCAAACUUGACAUCACUUCUCACGGUUCAGGAGCUGACUUCAGGAAUACAGGGCCUCGAUAGCUUGAUCUCUAGUUCAAGUGCAAUUGGCUAUCAAGUUGGAUCUUUUUCCAGAAACUACCUCGUGGAUGAGUUCAAUAUUGCCGAGUCCCGUCUGGUGCCACUAAAUAGCCCAUCAGAUUAUGCAAGAGCACUAGAGCUAGGUUCAGGAAAUGGCGGUGUUGCUGCAAUAAUCGACGAACUUCCGUAUGUUGAGAUCUUCCUGUCAAAAUACUGCAAGUUCAAGACAGUCGGUCAGGUUUUCACAAAAAGUGGAUGGGGAUUUGCCUUCCCAAGAGACUCCCCUCUCGUUGAAGACUUGUCAACGGCAAUCCUGGCACUAUCAGAGAACGGCAAUCUCCAAAGGAUCCGUGACGAAUGGUUAAUUGGAACAGAGUGCAGUGCAGACAACAACGGUGCUGGGUCGAACUCCUUGAGCCUAUCAAGCUUCUGGGGCCUCUUCCUCAUCUGUGGCCUUGCAUGUCUCGUUGCUCUUGUAAUUUUCUCCCUUCGCAUCUUCUGUCAGUACAGCAGAUACAGUAACCAGGUUGAGGCUCAGUUUCCUGAGCCCCAACAGAUUCUAAACAGACCAGCAAGGUUAACUACCAUCAAGUCAUUGAUCUCUUUUGUUGAUAAGAAAGAGGAGGAGGUGAAGAAUGCUCUCAAGAAGAGACCAAGUGGCAGUCAGCAUCCAAGCAUUGGCAGUACGGAAGCACAAUCCACAUUACCACCUACAUCCACUGCAUAA